Messenger RNA from Pogoniulus pusillus (Red-fronted tinkerbird), 2589 nucleotides. RefSeq names its product RNA 2',3'-cyclic phosphate and 5'-OH ligase (gene RTCB). Gene Ontology annotation, molecular function: RNA ligase (ATP) activity. Bases 93 to 1610 code for a protein of 505 amino acids. NCBI's taxonomy places the organism in Eukaryota, Metazoa, Chordata, Aves, Piciformes, Lybiidae. The record is from RefSeq and is a predicted model, not a curated record. The transcript has 12 exons. Gene Ontology annotation, cellular component: tRNA-splicing ligase complex; nucleus. Gene Ontology annotation, biological process: tRNA splicing, via endonucleolytic cleavage and ligation.
GAUCCUCGGCGGCCGCCGUCGAGCCGUGCGGUGGAACGGGUGCUGUUCCGCGUUGCCGCGGGGUUGUCGGCCAGGACCGCACUGCCGCCACCAUGAGCCGAAGCUACAAUGAUGAGCUGCAGUACCUGGACAAGAUCGACAAGAAUUGCUGGCGGAUCAAGAAGGGCUUCGUGCCGAAUAUGCAUGUGGAAGGCGUUUUCUACGUGAACGACCCUUUGGAGAAGCUGAUGUUCGAGGAGCUGCGCAAUGCCUGCCGCGGUGGAGGUGCAGGUGGCUUUUUGCCUGCUAUGAAACAGAUUGGGAAUGUGGCUGCAUUACCUGGCAUUGUGCAUAGAUCAAUAGGCCUUCCAGAUGUCCAUUCUGGCUAUGGCUUUGCCAUUGGCAACAUGGCUGCCUUUGAUAUGAAUGAUCCUGAAGCAGUGGUUUCACCAGGUGGUGUCGGAUUUGACAUCAACUGUGGUGUCCGCUUACUGCGUACAAAUUUGGAUGAAAGUGACGUGCAGCCUGUGAAGGAGCAGCUUGCCCAGGCUAUGUUUGACCACAUUCCUGUUGGUGUUGGCUCCAAAGGUGUCAUCCCCAUGAAUGCCAAGGAUUUGGAAGAGGCACUAGAGAUGGGUGUGGACUGGUCUCUCCGGGAAGGCUAUGCCUGGGCAGAGGACAAGGAGCACUGUGAAGAAUAUGGAAGAAUGCUGCAGGCUGACCCAAAUAAGGUCUCCUCGAGAGCAAAGAAGAGAGGCCUGCCUCAGCUGGGAACCCUGGGAGCAGGAAAUCAUUAUGCUGAGAUCCAGGUUGUGGAUGACAUUUACAACGAGUACGCUGCCAGGAAGAUGGGCAUCGACCACAAAGGGCAGGUGUGCGUGAUGAUCCACAGUGGCAGCAGAGGUCUGGGCCACCAGGUUGCCACAGAUGCUUUGGUGGCUAUGGAAAAAGCCAUGAAACGGGACAAAAUCAUCGUGAAUGAUCGCCAGCUGGCAUGUGCCAGGAUCGCCUCCGCAGAGGGGCAGGAUUAUUUGAAGGGAAUGGCAGCUGCUGGGAACUACGCGUGGGUCAACCGCUCUUCUAUGACUUUUCUCACCAGACAGGCCUUUGCCAAAGUCUUCAACACCACCCCAGAUGACCUUGAUAUGCAUGUUAUCUAUGAUGUGUCUCACAACAUUGCCAAAGUGGAGCAGCAUGUAGUGGAUGGAAAGGAGCGCACUCUGCUAGUGCACAGGAAGGGAUCAACCAGGGCCUUCCCUCCACACCAUCCUCUUAUUGCUGUUGAUUAUCAACUGACUGGACAGCCUGUUUUGAUCGGUGGGACUAUGGGCACCUGUAGCUAUGUUCUUACAGGCACAGAGCAAGGCAUGACUGAGACCUUCGGAACUACCUGCCAUGGAGCUGGACGUGCCCUGUCUCGAGCCAAAUCUCGACGCAACUUGGACUUCCAGGAUGUGCUGGACAAGUUGGCUGACAUGGGCAUUGCUAUCCGUGUUGCUUCUCCUAAAUUGGUCAUGGAAGAAGCACCAGAGUCUUACAAGAAUGUGACAGAUGUGGUUAACACCUGCCAUGCAGCUGGUAUCAGCAAGAAAGCCAUUAAAUUGAGACCUAUUGCUGUUAUAAAAGGCUAGGAACUGGAAGGCAGCAGAAAUGCACCAGCAUCUUCAGGCCUUACACAAAACUGACUAGAACCAUCAUCUUCCCUCACCUCUUGGACUCUGUAGGAUGCUCAGAUGUCACAUCCUUGUUCUGGAAACACAGCUGAGGAAACCCCUGCUUUUAACACCUCAUAGGCAUAAUUAAUGCCCCACCACUCCUUGUUGUAUGGUGUUAUUUUCUUGUGAGGAAAGGGCAAAAGUUAGUAAGUCUUGGUUUUUACAUGCAGUUCCUUCCCAUUUGUCUGAUGAUUCCACAGGCAGGACUUGAGGCUUGCUGAGCUGUCACUAAUUGCUGUGCUGCAAGACCACCUCCAUCAGCAAAGAUGAGGUAUGAACCAGAUCUGCCGUCCCCACACCUGAGUGCCUGGACCUCUUUUGCAUAUAGAAGUACUCUGAUAGGGUAUAGUGCUUCUGGGCAAGGAGAGGUGCUCUGUUUGCAGAGACCUUUAUGCACAGUCUAUAAUGCUGUAUGUUUUCUGGCAAUCAGGUAAAAAAUCUGGAGUUGGGAGUAGUGUCCUGCUUGGGUUGAGAGAGACUAGCUAGGCUUGAGGCACAGACCUCCCCUCUUCCCCCAUCCUCUCCUGUUUAACACAGCACCUGAUAUACUUGGCUUAGUUUAGUGCAAGCAGGUGUUCCACAGUCUUGUGGAAAUGCUAGUGGGACUGAGUAUAUUGCCUUGGGAGGUUUUGUUUGCCCAAGAAAAGUUGUGACUUACCUUAAAGAUGUACUAAUCCAACGUUUCACAAAGUCCUAAGCAUGUUCAAGUUGGAUUGAGUAAUACCUGCUUGCUGUCUUGCAGCUCUCAUUUAAGCAGGACCAGUUGCAGGGUCAGGCCCAGUACUAUGUGACUUCUGAUGUUACUUUUACAUACUUUAACCAAGACUAGAGGAGAAGCUGACCAUCUCCACCAAAUUUCGAGGAUUACAAAUAAAAUGGGAAGAUGGACAUUGCA